Molecule: messenger RNA, 6963 nt
Organism: Myotis myotis
Lineage: Eukaryota; Metazoa; Chordata; Mammalia; Chiroptera; Vespertilionidae
Gene: GABRQ
Product: gamma-aminobutyric acid type A receptor subunit theta
Exons: 9
Coding region: 80-2161 (693 amino acids)
Biological process (GO): nervous system process; regulation of membrane potential; signal transduction
Cellular component (GO): membrane; neuron projection; GABA-A receptor complex
Molecular function (GO): neurotransmitter receptor activity; extracellular ligand-gated monoatomic ion channel activity; GABA-A receptor activity
Source: RefSeq, a predicted model, not a curated record
UGCACUGUCCCCACCCCGUCCCUGUCCCAGUGGCAGUGGGCUCUCUUAAGCGCUCUCGGGCCCCCAGAGCGCUGCGGCCAUGGGCAUCAGAGGGAUGCUGCGAGCCGCUGUGCUCCUGCUACUCAUCAGGACAUGGCUCUCAGAGGGCAACAACACCACUUCUCUCCCGGAAUUCUACAUCGAGCUCUCCUCGACCAUGCCUGAAGUCGUCCAGAACGUCUUCAAUUGCAAAAAUUGUGCAAAUGAAGCUGUGGUUCACAAGAUUUUGGACAGGGUGCUGUCAGGAUAUGAUGCCCGUCUGAGACCACAUUUUGGAGGUGACCCUGUGCCUGUGGGAAUAUCUAUGUAUGUCUCCAAUAUUGAACACAUCUCAGAAAUAACUAUGGACUGUAAGGUCACGAUGUUUUUUCAUCAAACCUGGAAAGACCCACGUCUAGCAUACUGUGAGACCAACUUAAACUUGACUCUGGACUAUCGGAUGGCUGACAAGUUGUGGCUCCCCGACUGCUACUUUCUAAAUAGCAAGGAUACCUUCGUGCAUGACAUGACUGUGGAAAAUCGUAUGUUUCAGCUUCACCCAGAUGGAACAGUGCAUUAUGGCAUCCGACUCACCACCACAGCAGCUUGUUCUAUGAAUCUUCAGAAAUACCCUUUGGACAAGCAGAUUUGCAAGCUGGAAGUGGAGAGCUAUGGUUACACGGUUGAAGACAUCAUGUUAUACUGGGAAGGUGAUGAGAAUGCCAUCCAGGGGACUGAAAAGCUACAGAUCCCUCAAUUUAACCUCCUGGGAAAGAUAAUAACUAGAAAAGAGGAGAUUUUCUACACAGGUUCCUAUGUGCGACUAAUACUGAGAUUCCUGAUCCAGAGGAAAAUUAUCAACUACCUUGUGCAGGUCUAUUGGCCUACUAUCAUCACCACUAUUGCUUCUUGGGCAACGUUUUGGAUGAACUAUGAAUCUUCUGUAGCCAGGGUGACAAUCGGUCUGACUUCAAUGUUCAUCCUGAACACCAUCAAUUCACACCUGCGGGAAAAACUCCCUGAAUUUUCUUGUAUCAAGGCCAUUGACAUCUAUAUGGUUGUAUGCUUCUUCUUCGUGUUCCUGUCCUUGCUGGAAUAUGUCUACAUCAACUAUCUUUUCUACAGCCGAGUAGGAACUCGGCGCCGUCAUAGGCAACGCAGCAGAGCCCGAAAAAUCAUGGAUCACUAUCGCUACCAGGAGGAAUCAGAGCUGCAGCCCCGUGUGUGCCAGAGAAGCCAGGAAGAGGAGAUUCUGUCAGUCGAAACGAUCACAAGUGCUCCUCCCUCCCCAAAAGUGGUUAUUCAUGUAGGAUGUGAAUCUGCUGACUUUAUGAGUCUAUCCACUAUUUCCUCAAAAGAUGACCAGUUUGACAUCAAAGACGAAAGUGGCUCUCCUCUCUCUAGACCAGUGCAGGCCCACUCAGCAAGCCCAGAAAGCCUCGACUCUUUGACCUUCAUCUCAGAGCGGGUCCCACUGGCCACCUCAGAAAGCCUCAGCUCACUGUCUUCACUCUCGCUCCAGUCUUGGCUGGCCACUGAAGAAAGCUUGAAUGAUCUCUCCUCCACCUCAGAGCAGGCACUGCACAGCUGUGACACUCGCUUUAAUGGUUUUGAGACUGAUGGCAGUGUUAUUCCUACCAAAAUCUACAAUCCUGGUGAGGCCCAUUGCCAUGCUGAGACCUUCUGUGACCCAGAAGACCCUGAAGAGAGCUACAGCUUGGAUGACAACCAUGGCUCUGGCCCCACUAGAAAGCAUCUGCUCAUCCAUGGCCAGGGGUGCGUGCAAGAAGCAAGCUGUGAGCCUGAUAACAUGCAUAGGUGCCGUGAGGAGUUCCUUCACUUGCCUGGUGACAUCAACGUUGAACAAGACUACCUUGACCUUGAGAACCAACUACAGCGUGAUGCUGACACUACCUGGAGCCAUAAUGAUGACAAUUUCAUGGGAUUUGAUGAAGAUGAGGACAGUAGUUCAGAAUCUGAUGAUAGUUGCCCUCCAAGCCCUGGGCACUCCUGCAGGGAAAGGUUUUGUUCUGAGAUCUUUGACCCUGACUACAUUCCUAAGAUUGAUAAGUGGUGCCGGAUCCUCUUCCCUCUUGCCUUUGUGGUGUUCAACAUUAUUUACUGGCCAUACCAUGGCUUUUAGUCCCAUAGUGCCCCAGAGUAGCAGGGACACUGUGCUGUGCUCCUUUCACAGUUUAUUUUGGUUCCGUUUUGCCUUCUUUCCUUUGUUAAUUUAAUUUUGGUUAUUUGGACAGUCAAAUCAGUUCUACCUUUCUCUUUAUAAACAUGAGGUGGUGAGCUGUUGGUAAUAACGUGUUCUGGCUGGAAGGAAAGGGAUUGAGAAAGAGUUAGAGGUCAAGAGCUAAUUGAUUUUUAUUUUCUACUGAAAGACUGCCACCUUUUCAAAUAUUUUUAAUAUCUAAUAAGUACAGAAAAGCCCCUAGAAAUGUUUAGAGGACAGAGAGAAGCCAGCUUGAGGGACAGAGGGACGAGCUGAGCCCUGUGCACAAACAUUUCUGGGGACUUUUCUGUCCCCCUAAAGUGUUGAAUUUUCUUUUUCAUUACUUUUUUACUUAUGCGUUUUCCCCCCUCCUAGUGAUUAUGGUCCUUGCUCACCUGUUGCUUAGGGUUUUAUGGGAGAAAGUCAAGCUUAGUUGGGCUAGGAUGCACAGGGAAAGGGCUAUCUAUGGCUUGGAAGUACAGUAGACUGGCUCUAGGAAAACUGAGGACUUUUGAAAGUGCCUUUUUUGCACGAUUUUUCUGUUUUAUUUUGAGUGUGUUGUUGUAGCACAAGAUUGGGAGUGGAAUGUAAGUGGGUAGAUAGGGGUGCUGAGUGAAAUGUCAGGUGAGAGAGCAUUUUUCCAGCAGGAGCUGUGAGGUGCUGAGUAAUGUCAAGUUGGAGAUUAACCAAAUUGAACUGGCAUCUUUGUCUAUAUUUCUCUUGUCUAUAUUUCUGCUCCAGAAUGCUUGACAAUAGGGACUUAGUACAUGUGUCUAGGUCAGAUGCUGAUCUGAACACUAGUCAUAGAACAAAUACGUGGUGAAUGAAGAUUAGAGUUAGAAAAGUUCUGACCUGCUACUUCACCAUCUGAUCUAGAAUAGCAUAUGAACAACUUUUGUGAAUCUCUAUACUAAUCCUUUCUAUUUGUCCAGUGUAGUGUCAAUGAGCUCACAGAACCAUCAUUUCGUCAGACCCUCACAGGAACCCUGUGAGCUAGAGAAGGCAAAGCACAUUGUCCCAAUGUUCCAAGGGGGAAAAAUGGAGCUUGAGAACAUGCAGCCAGUAAGUGGUAAAGCCACACCACUUGCUCUUCCUUCUUGUCCACUUAACUCUCUCAAUUGAGGCACUCCCUGUUUCUCCCCUUCACUUUACAAAAGGGGGUGCUCCAUCAGGUUCUGCUAGGCACCAGACCUCAUUCUAUGGUACCUGGAGCAUUUGUGCAGGAAGCCCCCAGUGACCAGUGUGAACAUAUGGAAUAUGGGCACUGCCCACUCACUGGGGCUUCUAAGGGAAGUAGAAAUUAGCUUGUGCUCCAAUGUGCCAAACAACUCCAACUCAUUGAUUGAGGCCAUGGAGGAACAAGAUUUGCAAAGCACUCAGCAUAUGGUCCUCCUUCCUUCCUAGGCAGCCUCCCUGCAAUCCCUCAGUCACCUCCCCUUUUAACUGUGUUUCUGUGUUUGUUUCUGUGUAUACCAGGGUGUGUGUGUGUGUGUGUGUGUGUGUGCAUCAAGGUAGUUCUGUGUGCACAUACAACUAUUUGAGAAGCUGUAUAGCUAUAUGUAUAUCAGUGUAAAUCUCUAUUGGUGUGUAUAAGAAUGUAUAUAUAACAAUGUGUGGAUACAUAUAUGUGUGUAUGCACCCUUAUGAAAGAGUGUGUAAACUUGUGAUUUAUGUAUGUGUGUGCUUGUGUGUACACACAUGGGUAUGUUCUGAGUGUAGGCCUAAGUGCACGUGUGCAUACUUAUGCUUAUUUAUCUGAUUUGAAUGGGUGUGAAAGGAAAUACACCUGAAAACAUAUGUAUUUCUUGUUGGUGGCUCUUCUAGAACCAACAGAAUUCCCUUGGCCUGUUCCCACAGGAAGGGGGAGGUAUCUUUUUGGCCAGGCUGAUUAACUGCUUCUUUCCAAUUCCUGUUUCAGGGAGUGGCUUCUCUUCUUCUCCCUCCACCCACUUGUGCUAUCUCCUAGAUAGAAGUGAAUGUAGUCCUAAAGUCUUAGGAAGUGAUAAUUUAGUGCCUUGAGGUAGGAAUUGCUCAAUCGUGGGAUAAGUUGGGAAUGCAGAGCAUUUUGCUUUGUCCUGGAAGGACGUGUUUGGAAUGCCUUAAAGAUGCAUUGAGAAUAGAAAUAUGAUAUAAAGAACUAAAGAACUAUAGAUAUGGUUGUAUAUAGCCUUGAUAACUCAUCCCUUUAUUUCAACCACCUUGUAAGCCUGACCUUGGAGGCAGCCCCAAGCAGGUUUGUGAUAUGAGGAAAUGACCCAGGGAAUUGGAUGCUAACAGCUGGAUGCAGAGAACCAAAGGUACCUGGGAGAUGGCUGCAGGCAUGGACUGUGGUGGUGAGUCCAUUCAGGGGCAGCAGUGCUUUAGUAGCUACCCCGGGAUGGUUGUUGUUGAACUUCAGCCUUGGAUUUGGAAAUCCCUCUUUCCACCCCCUCCAGGGAAAGAGAUAAUUAGAAAGGUGAGAAGGCUGACCAAGAAGAGAAGUACAAUAGGUCCCAGGGACUGCCUGCCAGGAUCAACCCAUUUUAUCACCUCUCCUCUUCUUUUCUAUAGAUGCAGCAUAUAAAUAUAGCCUCCUGCACAUACACACCCACAGAGAUCUACAGAGUCACACAUACAUGAUACACAUGUUGGGCACUCACCCUCAGCAGUAUAUACAUAUACUAGUACACACAAAUACAUACACAAACACACAGCUGCACAUAUGUCACAAACACAAUCACAUGUGUUUGCACUUGUAUGCGCGCACGCACACGCGCACACACACACACACACAAUCUUGUAAGACAGAUUAAAAACAAAAAAGUUGCCCCUGGAAAGUCUAAGAUUGCUUCUUUCUUUUUGGACACCUCUCACAGAGAGGUAGCAAUGACCCCACAUAUGAAGCUCCCACCAUGGCUACAGGAAGACAUAAACGUUGGUUGGUUGGUUUGGAUUUGGGUUUCCAAGAUCCUGGAGGGCCUUUGAGCCCUAUAGGAGGCAAGCAGUUCAUUUAGGGUGAGGUCAUACUAGUGAAAGAGACUAGAUCAGUGGGGACAAAAAUGGGGUUUAAGGUGUGUCUGGCAGCAAUGCACAGGAAAACUUCAAAGCACAGAAGAGUAGAGAAGCCAGUUGUAAAUAUCUAUAGAUUCACGUAGCUAGAUAUAAUAGUAUAUCUUAAAAAGAAUAUAUUGCCCUAAUGUGCUGCAAUGUGUUGAACUGUACUGCAACUCACACUGUGUGAGGCUAAGUGUCAAGGGGAGGUGGAGGUCUGGCAAUGACAUCUUUUCAGAAACUUGAACCUUGUGAGUUUGCCAUGGACUUGGUCAUUUUAGCGUGAAAAUUGCCAGAUCGCCCCUUGUCAUGUUCAAUGUGUGUUCUGUCUUUAGCUUCAUUGUUGAGCCCCAUCCUCAGCUAUCCCCAGUGGUACAGGCAAACCUUCCUCCAACUGGCUGCCUAUAUCCCCUCCUAUUUCAUACCUCACACUAAGUAACUCUAGAAGUGCAGAGCAUCAAGUAGGGCACUCCUGGGGUUUGGCCCAUGGAGCCUCUCUCAGCCCUAGCCAGAGAGUGCUUGUGGUGAUAGAUAAUUUUGAUCUUUGGCAGAGGAAAAGGUGUUGCUAAGUCUGGGAUGGAGCAACCCCCACUUAAUCCUCUACCAAUUUCCUUUUCUUUUCCUCACAUGGGCUAUCAUAUUAACUUUCCCCCUCAAAUACCCUCUCCAUCACUACCGUGGGAAAGACACCCUCUGUCUCUUCAAAGUGUCAUUUUAAUGUAUUUAUGUGGGACAUGUUUCCUACCAAAUUCUCUCCUGUUCCAUCUGACACUGUGGGUCACUUUUGCAGAACUAACAGAAGAGCUGUUGAGUCUUACUAGAGCUUGUCAAAUGUAUUCUUACAAUCUAUGUCAUCUAGUUAAUAGCAAUGCUGCAAAGUCUUUGUAUAUUUAGAGCUGUGUUUUGCUGAGACUGUGGCCAUUCCUUAUUCUGUACAUAAAAGAGCUAACUAACCUUCUGAGCUAUUAACUAAUGAAUGCAUUUGCUAAGUUAUCCACCAAUAUGGUACCCUAUUGUGGUGCUGAGCACCAAAGGAAAUUGUGACUUGUCCUACAAAAUGCAUUGUGUUCAUGUUUGUUGUAUAAUGUCCUGUGAUCAAUAUGAAAUCUUUAUUAUCAGUGUUGGGUUUUCAGGGUAGGGAGGGGGGUGUUACAGUGUCAUCCUCAAAUACUUCAAUUAUGAAAAAGCCCCAGUUGGUCAGGGUCACCUUUGCUGACUCAACAUGUGUGAGACUUUGCACCCACCAUCUUGUUAGAUUGCGUCCCUGGGGUCAGUAGUCAUCAGCAGAACUGAAGGUACACAGGUGUAGUGCAACUGACCACAGUGCCAAGGAAUUAUUCAGAAGCCAGUCAAGCCAGUGUCAUUCUGGAGGCAGAUGAAAUAAAGUAAAACUACACAUAUACGCAUGUACUUCUUCAAGAGAGGUGCUGGGUCCAGGAGAUGAAAACCAAGAAAGGAAGAGGACUAAGAUCCACGUGCCCUGGAUGGCCUGACCCACAAAAGGACACAGAGCAGCAGAGACCCCACAAGACGACCUGGUGCCCUUUGUUCUUAUUAAAUGUAAAUUCUUGCAUGAAAAAGACAUGACCAAUUCUGAAUUAAAAAAAAAAGAAACCAUAAAAUUAUGCUUCUGAAAAUUAUGAUUAAAUAAAGGUUUGUAAAUAGCCAAAAGAAGAAAAUAAAUAUAUAUAUAA